This is a messenger RNA of Aricia agestis (brown argus), 336 nucleotides long. RefSeq lists its product as uncharacterized. The transcript is spliced from 2 exons. Bases 1 to 336 code for a protein of 111 amino acids. The record is from RefSeq and is a predicted model, not a curated record. NCBI's taxonomy places the organism in Eukaryota, Metazoa, Arthropoda, Insecta, Lepidoptera, Lycaenidae.
AUGAUCGCAUUGCUGCCCGUCGCAUUAUCGUACACGGACGUGGACGACAAUAUCGACUUCAAUAAGCUGAUUCACACGCCGCAGCUGAAAGAUCUGAUACUGUGUUUACUGGACAAGCAGCCGUGCUCCACUCAGAUGGUUAAGUAUAGAGCUCACGCAGCCGAGGCCAUCGACAACGCGUGCGCCAACUGCAUGGUGCUCCAGAAGCAGCACUUCUGGACGGUGCUGCACGCACUGGAGACGGUGUACCCGGACCUGGUGCGCCAGGUGAGGGACAAGUACGACCCCGAGGGACGACACUUCGCUAGACUCGAGGGGGAGAUUGCGCAGUAUUGA